This is a messenger RNA of Hyaloscypha bicolor E, 685 nucleotides long. RefSeq lists its product as uncharacterized. Bases 128 to 481 code for a protein of 117 amino acids. The record is from RefSeq and is a predicted model, not a curated record. Lineage: Eukaryota; Fungi; Ascomycota; Leotiomycetes; Helotiales; Hyaloscyphaceae. The transcript is spliced from 2 exons.
CCCACUCCACGGAAUGUGGGUGUGGCAAGCUGACCUGGCAGUUGACGCACCAUUCAGGUCACCACUCCUCAAAAAGUAGCCACAACAUGAGCCUACCCGAACGGUCUCCCUGCAGCCUCGUCUGAAAAUGGCAUUGAUCACGCUGAUUCCGCUUGGAGGCGUUCACAGCCUUGUUGCCGUUGAUGGUGGAGAGUCAACAGUCGAAAGAUGUGGUCAUAAAAAGACGAGCCUUCGUUCUCAUCGUUCUUCCCCCCUUUGCCUUCCUUCCAACUCACUGUACCCCGCAACCUCAUUUUCUUCACUUGCAGAUUCCCUCUGCCUUCUCAAAUCAAUCGCUUAUUUGCAGUCUUUCUCCCGUGUCAAAUCCCCAGCUGAGACUUUCACGUGCAUUGUGGCUGAAGCCCCCUGCACUCGGUCACGGCUGAACCACGCAUCUCGCUCUCAGCCCCUCUACCUUCUCUCAAAUCUCCUCAUCGAUUGAAAGAACCAAUCCCGAGCUCUAUCUUUGGCUCUUCUGAAGGAGCUCGCCCCGUACACGAGCAAACUUUCCUCGUUCAUCGGAUCAGACCUCAAUAAACUCCCAGAAGUCAGUUUGUCCAGUCAGACCACCAUGACCUGUGGGAAUUGGAUCCGAAUUGCAUCAGCCCGCCAUUGACGAACGACACGGUCUAUCAAUACUGGUAUG